UUGACGUGGUUCGCUUCUCUUGCUUUUGGGGAGCUGUUUCCUCCGCAUGGAGCGAGCUCGGGUUACCGUGCCUUUCCCCGGACAGCCCGUCACACUGACUGGUUGACCGGAUCGGAACGUGGCCCGGGACGGCGCCGGUUACGUGCUGGCGUGCGCUGCGGCUGCGCGCUGCUAUAGCGAUGGCAGCUGCUGGCGUUGUUGUGUGGCUGUGGGCACUUUGCGCCUUGUACCAGAUCACCGUAAACUCAGCGGUGCCUGUCACCGCACUGCAUCAGAGACGAACGAGCGUUGAGUUCGCAGGUGAAUUCUGGCAUGUGACUGACUUGCAUUUGGAUCCUACCUAUCAUUUGACACCUGAUCCUUCCAAAGUCUGCUUUUCGUCAAAGGGAUACCCGGCAAAGCACGCAGGACCUUAUGGAGACUAUUUGUGUGAUUCACCAUAUAAUCUUAUCCGAUCUGCUUUUAACUUCAUGAAAGGUGCUAAAGUUCAACCCUCCUUUGUAAUAUGGACUGGGGAUAGCCCUCCUCAUGUGCCACCUGCAAAGCUCUCUACAAGGAUUGUGAUUGACAUCCUCCACAAUAUGACACAGACUAUUCAGGAUCACUUCAAAGAUCUACAAGUUUUUCCUGUGUUGGGAAACCAUGACUAUUGGCCACAGGACCAGCUUCCAGUUAACGUGAGUGAAAUUUACAUUGCUGCAGCUGAUAUGUGGAAACAGUGGUUGACAUCGGAAGCACGUAGUACCCUGCAAAAAGGUGGUUUCUACACCCAGGUUUUUAAUUGUAAUGCCACUCAGCAGAGCCUCCGGAUAAUCAGCCUGAAUACAAAUUUGUACUACAGUCCGAAUGAAGUGACUGAGAGACUGCCAGAUCCUGCAGGGCAAUUCGAGUGGCUGGAAGAGACACUGAAGAAAACUCAGCAGAACAAAGAGAAGGUUUAUGUCAUAGCACACGUUCCUCCAGGCUACUUGCCAGAUUCACUGAGUACCACUGCAGUGAGGGAGAAGGACAAUGAAAGACUGGUGCAGAUACUUCGCAAAUACAGCAAUAUCAUCGUUGGACAAUUAUUUGGCCACACUCACAAGGAUAGCAUAAUGGUUCUUUUGGAUGAUCAAGGGAAUCCAAUCAACUCUUUGUUUGUGGCACCGGCUAUAACCCCCCAAAGAGGAAUUUCAGAGCAAGUAACCAACAACCCAGGCUUGCGCCUGUAUAAGUAUGACACAAGUGAUUACAGUCUGCUGGAUUUCUGGCAGUAUUAUCUGAAUCUUACAGAAGCAAAUGAGAAGAAGCAGCCGGACUGGAAGUUGGAAUACAUCAUGACACUCGGUUAUGGCAUAAAAGAUUUGCAUCCACAGUCUUUGUAUGGUUUAACUGAUCAAUUCAUAAUUCCGCAAAGUGAGAAAUUUGAUAUGUAUUAUAAUCAUUACUUAGUCAACUAUGAUACAAGAAAGAAAUGUGUUGGCCUUUGUAAGAUAAAACAAGUAUGUGCCAUAAGAUAUUUGGAUAUCACUUCAUACACAAACUGCAUUCAAAAGGGACUAAAAUAGAGCGUUUUCAGGGGAAAUGUUGGUAUUAAGCACUUAACAGGCCUUUUGUCCAGUGCUUAAACUUAAAAGAAGAUCGUUAUUUUUAUUUCCCGGCAGGCUGGUACAUUUUACUUGUUUUAAACUAGUUACCUUGCACUUUAUUUUAUGUACGUAUUCUCAGUCGUUUAUAUCUUCCCAGCAUUGAGGUUCAGUUUUGUUCUAAUCUGGUGCAGGUUUUUUUUUAUUGCUGACGUGGUUUUAUUUUGGAAUUUCCACUGUAUAUUCUCUCUUCUGAAUGUCAGUGUCCAUGUAAUGCAUUGAGAAAGGUUAUUUGGUCCUUAUGACUAUUCUGGCUCUCUAAAGUGUAAUCUAAAUAAUCCCACUUGAUGUGUUUUCUUAAUAACUUUGAAAUAUUUCUAGCUUUCAUUACUUAUUCUUUUAUCUGUUUCCAAUAUCACUUUUAGAUUACUUUCCAGAUUCCAAUUUGCUGUGUACUUUAAAGAUUUUCUGAUCUUCAAAAUGAUCUUAAAUCUAUAUUAUUUGAUAUUUUCUGAAAAUUUUCCUCAUUAUUUUACUCAGUCAAAAUCCUUCCAUAAUUUUGAACAUAAUUAACCCUCAACCAUCUCAGCUCAUUUUUUUUUCAGGAGAGGCUUUUGUUACGUUAAUUCCUCUGUGCAAAUAAAAUCACACAAUUGUCACAAAUGAGGUGAAUCUCCUCAGUACCCUGUCUCUAAAGGAUUUGUCACCUGCCUUAAUUGUAGAAAUUUGCAGUUUAGCUAAGGCCUAACUACCACAAGAUUGUAAGAUAUAGGAGCAGAAUUAUGCCACUUAGCCCAUCACAUCUGCUUUGACAUUUCAUCAUGACUGAUCCAAUUUCCCUCUUAGUCCCAGUUACCUGCCUUCUCCCUAUAUCCCUUCAUGCCUUUGACUAAUCAAGAAUCUAUCAACCUCUGCUUUAAAUAUACCCAAUUACCCAAUGACUAGGCCUCCACAGCCAUGUGUGGGAACGGAUUCCACAGAUUCACCACUCUCUGUGUGAAUAAAUUCUUCCUAAUCUCUGAUCUAAAUGGAUGUCCCUCUAUUCUGAGGCUGUGUCCUUUGGUCUUGGAUUCCUCCACCAUAGGAAACAUUAUUUCCACAAGCUCUCUAUCAAGGCCUUUCAAAUACUUGAUAGGUUUCUCUGAGGUCACCCACAUUCUUCUGAAUUCCAGUAAGUACAGGCCAGACCCAUCAAAUGUUCCUUGUAUGACAAACCUUUCAGUCCUGGAAUCAUUUUCAUGAACCUCCUUCGAGCCCUCUCCAAUGUCAGCACAUCCUUUCCAGAUAAGAGGCCCAAAACUGCUCACAAUACUCCAUGUGAGGCCUCCCCAGUGCUUUAUAAAGUCUCACCAUUGCACCAUUGCUUCAAUAUUCUAGUCCUCUCAAAAUGAAUGCUAACAUUGCAUUUGCUUUCUCAUCACAGACUCAGCCUGCAAAGGUUGAGUGAUGAAGGCAAAUGCAACGUUAGCAUUCAAUUAGUGCUUUAAGAAUUUGAUGCUGAUUUAAUGGAUGGGUCUUGAGGAAAACUAGAUGGGAAGGACCUAUUUCCCACAGCAUAUCUCAUGGGGUACAGGUUCAAAGUAAUUCACAGAAAGAUGUGAAAAAAACCUGAGGAAAGACCUUGACAGGCAUAGAGCUGAAAAUCGGGGUUAAAUUGGGUAUUGUUUAGCACGGACUAGGUGGAUCAAAUAAGACCAUAAUGCUAUAAGACGUAGAAGCAGAAUUAGGCCACUUGGCCCAUCAAGUUUGCUGUGCCACUCAAUCAUGGUUGAUCCUUUUUUCCCUCCCCAGCCUUCUCCCCGUAACCAUUGAUGCCGUGGCCAAUCAAGAACUGAUCAAGCUUUACCUUAAAUACACCCAAUGACCUGCCUUCCAUGUCUGCCUGCUGUAACAAAUUCCACAAGUUCACCACUGUCUGGCUAAAUAAAUUUCUCCACACCUCUGUUUUAAAUUGACACUCCUCUAUCCUGAGGCUGUGCUGUCUUGUCCUGGAUUACCCCACCAUGGGAAACAUCCUUUCCACAUCUACUCUGUCUAGGCCUUUCAACAUUUGAAAGGUUUCAGUGAGAUUUCUCCCUCAUCUUUCUAAAUUCCAGUGAGUACAGACCCAGUGCCAUUAAAUGUUCCUCAUAUGAUAACCCCUUCCUUCCUGGAAUCAUCCUUCUGAACUUCCUCUGAACCCUUUUCAAUGCCAGCAUUUCUUUUCUUAGAUGGGGAGCCCAAAACUGUUCACAAUACUCAAGGUGAGUCCUCACCAGUGCCUUAAAAAGCCUCAGCAUUACAUCCCUGCUCUUAUAUUCUAGACCUCUUGAAAUGAAUGCUAAUAUGGCAUUUGCCUUCCUCACCACCAACUCAACCUGUAAGUUAACCUUUAACAAGUUAACAAGAACUCCCAAGUCCCUUUGCAUCUCAGAUUUUUUGAAUUCUCCCAGUUUAGAGAAUAGUGUGCACAUUUAUUUCUACUACCAAGUGUAUGACCAUGCAUUUUCCAACAUUGUACUUCAUUUGCCAUUAUCUUCCCCAUUCUCCAAAUCUGUCUAAGUCCUUCUGCAGCCUACCUGAUUCCUCAACACUACCUGCCCUUCCACCAAUCUUUGUAUCAUCUGCAAGUUUGGCAACAAAACCACCUAUUCCAUCAAAUAAAUAAUUGAUAUACAGCAAAAAAAUAAGCGGUCCCAACACUAAACCCUGUGGAACACCACUAGUCACUGGCAGCCAACCAGAAAAGGAUCCUUUUAUUCCCACUCACUGCCUCCUACCAAUCAGCCAGUGCUCUAACCUUGCUAGUAACGUUAUUGUAAUAUCAUGGUCUCUUAACCUGGUAAGCAGCCUCAUGUGUGGCACCUUGCCAAAGGCCUAAUGAAAGUCCAAAUAUAUAACAUCCACUGCAGCCCCUUUAUCUAUCUUACUUGUAAUCUCCUCAAAGAAUUCCAGUAGGUUCAUCAGGCAAGAUUUUCUCUUAAGGAAACCAUGCUGACUUUGUCCCAUCUUGUCCUGUGUCACCAAGUACUCUGUCACCUCAUCCUUAACAAUUGACUCUAACGUCUUCCCAGCCACUGAAAUAGGGCUAACUGGUCUAUAAUUUCAUUUCUGCUGCCUUCCUCCUUUCUUAACGAGUGGAGUGAUAUUUGCAAUUUUCCAGUCCUCUGCCACCAUUGCAGAGUCCAGUGAUUUUUGAAAGAUCAUUACUAAUGCCUUCACAGUCUCUACCACUACCUCUUUCAGAACCCUAGGUGCAGUUCAUCUGGCCCGGGUGACUUGUGUCUUUUAGCUUUAUGAGCACUUUCUCCCUUGUAAUAGUAACUGUACUUGCUUCUCUUCCCUCACACCUUCAACAUCUUUCACAUUGCCAGUGUCUUCCACAGUGAAGACUGAUGCAAAAUACUCAUUCAGUUACGCAAAAUACUCAUUCAGUUACACAAAUAGCAGAUUUCACUGUCAUAAAGUUUCCAAUAGGUAUCUGUCAUUUUCAAUAAAACCAAGCAUCAUUUUAUUUUCAUUUUUUUAGUAAACCUUACAAUAUCCCGAAGGGUGUCCUUCUUUACUGAUAAGGAAACUAAUUGUCAGCCUUGAUUCAGUUUUUGGACUUUUGGGUUUCAACUCAAAUGGGAUGGGGUGGUGUUCCAACCGUACUUCAAAGAUGUGAGUACUCGAUUCAAGAUUAAAUGCUGUAGCGUAUGAGUAAUUAUGCACCCAUUGGUUGAGUAAGAAAGCUGCUUGUUUACAUUUUAUUAAAUGAAAUUCUGUCUUCUCUUGAUUAUGUUCAAUGCAUGAAAGUCAUGUGAAUUGGUUUUAAUUUGUUUUGUAUUUAAAAUGUACUUGCAAGUAUUAAAAUACAUUGUCUC
This is a messenger RNA of Mobula hypostoma (lesser devil ray), 5410 nucleotides long. RefSeq names its product sphingomyelin phosphodiesterase acid like 3A (gene smpdl3a). Gene Ontology annotation, biological process: sphingomyelin catabolic process. Bases 180 to 1547 code for a protein of 455 amino acids. The record is from RefSeq and is a predicted model, not a curated record. Gene Ontology annotation, molecular function: sphingomyelin phosphodiesterase activity. Lineage: Eukaryota; Metazoa; Chordata; Chondrichthyes; Myliobatiformes; Myliobatidae. The transcript is spliced from 8 exons.